Molecule: messenger RNA, 1287 nt
Organism: Lithohypha guttulata
Lineage: Eukaryota; Fungi; Ascomycota; Eurotiomycetes; Chaetothyriales; Trichomeriaceae
Exons: 2
Coding region: 1-1287 (428 amino acids)
Molecular function (GO): metal ion binding; agmatinase activity
Source: RefSeq, a predicted model, not a curated record
AUGCGGUUCCUUGCUCACAGCAUAAUCUCCUUUUGCACAAUUUUCACAUCAGCUAGAGCAUCUUUCUACGAUAAUCCAACAUUCGAACUACCACCUGACGGCGGAACACCUAUAGAUGAGCUCGAGAAGAAAUGGGGAACUGAUUUUGGCUUCUCAGGCAUAUCGACAUGGGCUCACCUACAGCACACACGCUGUCUGACCACGCCCAGCGAGCUCUUCGACAUCGGAAUACUGGGCAUACCCUUUGACACAUCCGUAUCCUUUCGCCCCGGCGCACGAUUCGGUCCUCGAGCUAUAAGAGCAGCUUCAGCUCGCCAGACCUCAUUCCGAGGCUUCAACGCUCGAGCCGGUCUAAAUCCAUACACAUCAUGGCCCAAGAUCCUGGACUGUGGAGACAUACCUGUCUCGCCCUUUGACAACGCGCUCGCCCUGCGACAGAUGAGCGAAGCUUACCUCGAGCUCCUACAUCGACCAGCACUCAGCAGGGACGAAAGCGUAGGCUGGGUCCAUCCAAGGAUCGUCGCGCUAGGAGGUGACCAUUCGAUCGCCCUGCCAGCCUUAAGAAGUCUGAGCAAGGUUUAUGGCGGACCUGUCGCAGUACUUCAUUUCGAUGCACAUCUUGAUACUUGGCAUCCAGCCAAGUAUCCAUCGGCUUGGUUCGAAAGUCCUGGUGCUCAGUCAGACUUUACACAUGGCAGUAUGUUCUGGAUCGCUAGCAAUGAGGGGCUGAUCAUGAACUCGUCGUCUGUACAUGCCGGUUUGAGAACUCGACUCAGCGGCGACGACUUCGGCGACUACGAGGAUGAUGACCAGCAAGGCUUCUUGCGUAUCGAGACUGACGAUAUUGACGUUUUGGGUGUUAAUGGGAUUGUGCAGACUAUUCUGGGACGCAUCGGCACAGAGAAACCAGUGUAUAUUAGUGUCGAUAUUGAUGUGCUCGACCCGGGUAUUGCGCCUGGUACUGGGACUCCGGAGCCAGGUGGUUGGACAACGAGGGAGUUAAUACAAAUUCUGAGAGGCAUCGAAGGGUUGAACGUUGUGGGUGCUGAUGUGGUGGAGGUUAGCCCGGGUUACGACGAUCGAGGUGAAGGCACCGCACUAGCAGGAGCUCAAGUCGCGUAUGAGAUUUUGACGAGCAUUGUCAAAAGGGGAAUGGUGGAUAGAGGACUAUGGGUAGAAAGCGAGCACGUCAAGCCUAACAAGCUGGUAAGUUGGAAACAAAAGGCGCAAGAAGUGAUUGAAGGAAUAGGCGAAAAAGCACAGAGCGUUGUGAAGGAUGAGUUGUGA